Rhipicephalus sanguineus (brown dog tick) is the source of this 7044-nucleotide messenger RNA. RefSeq lists its product as uncharacterized. Gene Ontology annotation, molecular function: oxidoreductase activity, acting on the CH-OH group of donors, NAD or NADP as acceptor. The record is from RefSeq and is a predicted model, not a curated record. The transcript is spliced from 8 exons. Lineage: Eukaryota; Metazoa; Arthropoda; Arachnida; Ixodida; Ixodidae. The coding region runs from base 225 to 1616 and encodes 463 amino acids.
GCUGACUGCCAGUGCACGCGCGUUCUCCGGUGCUGACGGAACGGAACGUCCUAGUCUGCGUGCCCGACCCUUUUGUACAUACAGCCAGUGCUCCGUGCGCGCGUGUUCAUUGUGUGCUCAUCGCGGGAUCUUGUCCACGUCUCUUCGGAGGAAGCAAGGAACGUUGUCGCGGCGACAGAGAGCUGUCCGACUGCUGCUGAGGAAUCGGCUUUCGCCCGUUCAACAUGCUAUCCCGUCCGGGCGAGGCGGUCGUGCUGGUGACGGGAGCCACGGGCUACGUGGGCUCACACAUUGUGAAGCUGCUGUUGGAGGAAGGUGAGCUACGCGUCCGGGCAACUGUGCGCAACCUCGAGCAGGAGGACAAGACCAAGUUCCUGCGUGAGUUGGUGCCCGAUGCUAAGCACCCCAUUGAGCUGGUACAGGCGGACCUUCUCAAGGAGGACACCUGGAAAGAUGCCGUGAAAGACUGCACCUAUGUGGUGCAUGUGGCCGCCCCAACACCACACUCUUCGCUGUCUAAGGACAAUGAUCUGCUCAAGUUGGCCGUCGAUGGCACCAAGGCUGUGCUGCAGGCCUGCGCUGACUCGGGCUCUGUCAAGAGGGUUGUCCUCACCAGCUCCAUCAGUGCUGUCUUUGAUCAGUCCCAGCCAGCAAGUGCCCUGAGUGAGCGUGAAGGCAAACCAUUCACAGAAGCUGACUGGAGCAAUGCCGAAUCUGCAACCCUGGAUGCCUAUGGAAAGGCUAAGACCCUCCAGGAGAAGGCUGCAUGGGACUUUGUCAAGGAGCUGCCAGAAGAGAAGAAGUUCGAGCUGGUGGUCAUUAAUCCUGGACUCUGCAUUGGACCCCUGCUGCAGAAGACAACCCAUGGCGUGCCCACUAGCGUGCUGCUGAUCAAGCGCUUCAUGGACCGGUCGAUACCGCUGGUGCCUCCAGCAUCACUGAGCGUGGUGGAUGUUCGUGACGUGGCACGGGCACACGUACGUGCACUCACUGCGUCGGGAGCAGCAGACAACCGCCACAUUGUCACCAACCAGUGCAUAUCUGUCAAGGACAUGGCCACAGCACUCGCAAAGGAGUUCAAGCCACAUGGCUACAGCAUCUCCACAGCCGGUGCACCAUACUUCCUGAUGUGGCUCAACAGUCUGGUGGACAAGAACUCCAAGCUGCUCAUGUCCAAGCUGAACAAGCCAAGCACAUACGACAACGCCCGCAUGCGCGAGGUGCUCGAGAUCGAGCCCCGUGAUGUGCAGCAGUCGAUCCUGGACACCGCCUAUAGCAUGAUCCAGUUGGGUGUCGUGAAGAAGUCCAAGAAGAUGAAGAAGCAAGAGCUUUCGACCGAAGGAGAGGGCCAUGUGAACGGUGACCUAAAUGGUGAAAAGGCCGAUGAUGAGAAGGACGAAAAGAAGGAAGGAGACGACGAAGAAAAGGCCGCUGACGAGAAGAAGGAGACGCCAACCGAGGACACCAAGAAGGCCGAAGAGGUCACUAAGAAGGCUGAUGAGGUCAUUGCCGAGCCCCCGCAGAACAAGGAGCUCGAGCCCGAAGACAAGGUCGAGAAGGCAAAUGGCGAUGUUGCGGAACCACCGCCACAGCCUGUAGAGGUGGCCGCAAACUGAGUUUGGGAGAUGCAACAUAUACACACUACACAUACACUCCUUUUUUUUUGUUUGUUUGCUGCCCCUACCUUUAAUGUGGGCAGGAAAUGCGAUUGUUUUAUUCUGUGCUGCAGACCACUGAAUUGAAUGCAUCAGGGGAGAGAGAGGUGUUAUGUUCACCAGUGUAGAAGCGUCAUUGCAACCACUGUGGGCUAUCAAAAUUGGUAGCAGAAAUGUACAGAGUGCAUGGUGAGCAGGAGGUGCGAGAAUUUGUGCAUCUGCUUAUCGUUAAAAACAAAACAUAAAAGGAAGCAAACUAUGCAUCAGUAACAGUUCCUUGACAGUAACUUACAGAAGUGAGCGCUGUCUGGAAUUCGCAUUCUUUAAUGGAAUCAGCAUUCUUGACAUGGGUGUUUGUCAAACAAGCAACAAUGCACAGAUGAUGCCCAUGGUGAAUCGGUCUCUCUCGUGAAACGUUUCUUUCAGUGUCUCUUUCGAAAACGGGAUUUUGGAACACUCUUGCGUUGUUGUCUGCGGAUGACAUUUUCGUGGAGUCUCAACACUUGUCGCCUCGUAGAUCCAUCCAUAGAGAAACUGGGGCUGCAUUAGCGCUCGUUGAUUCCUCAGUGCCAGACAGAAUCAGCGCAACUGUAGCGAACAAUGGCGCUGUUGUAGAAACCUGCCAUCGCUUAACUCUGCCAGUAUGAUCGUAGCUUUGUUGCUUCCACGAUAUGCUUAUGGGACAAAGAAGCUUCCCGCACACUUUUCUGAGAAGCUGGAGAAGGAAAAAAAAUAUGCAAAAGUGAGCACGGGCAUGAAUGAGACACCAUCGGACAAAAAGGCAGAAAAGUAUUUUUGAUCAUGACAUAUUUUAAAGAAAUUUGAAAGAUAGUGAAAACUUUUCUAAACUCUGAAUUCAGAAAGCAAGCGCAGGAUGUCUUUUGUAGAGAGUAAAAAAAAAAGUGAGCAAAAAAGCUUGGCAGUCAAGUUCAUCAUGCAUCACACCACAAAAUCAUAGGCGCACUGUACCCUGCCAUCUAAAUGGUUUCAUUUAGAGUAUAGACUUCAUGAAAAUGGUACUUCCAAGGUGAACAACUAGAAGAUGUUUCUUGUCUUUUUAGGCUCUCGUGAGAUCUGAGAGUGGGAGGCAGUCUGAGGUGACAGAAUGUGAACACUAUGUGCCAGUGUUUAAUUUUUCUUUUAGCUCCUUCUUUCUGAGGGCUUGAUGCACCUAUGUUUGGUGCACACACAAUUUUUUUUAAAUUUUGAACUGUUUUAGCAUUAUUGGUCUAGCAUUACCGCAAUGCGCUGAUGACAGUGUUGUUUGUCACCAUCGCCUGUAUUUUUGCGUUUUACGUUCACGUACCUCUUUCUAGACCGCACUUGGAACAAAAGUGUAUACAACAUAUAUCUUGUGCAGUUUUAGCCUUUUCAGUCUGUUAUUUUCGUCCAGGAGUUUGACAGCUGUGCUGAAAACUCUUGUCAUUGUCCUGUGGCUAAUUCCAUCUUGUCACCGACUGUAGAACUGCUCUAAAUGCUAUAUAGAAGAGUUACAUAUAACAAGCUUUCAUUUCUUUAUGUCAUCACGAUUAUUUUAACGGUUCCCCAUUACAAAUAUAUGUUAUCAAGGCAUGGUUUGCCCGUAACACAUGGCAUAGACGAACAAACGGGCUGUGUGGCCGUAUGCUGGGGAAAUGUUUGCUUCUCAAGCCAUCGAACUUGUGAGGUAUAUUUGCCUGAUGCUCAUCACUAUGCUGUCGGAAAAGUGUUGUCCACGAUGACGUCCCUCUAUAGAGCGAUGUGUCGGAUCGACUAUUUUGCUAUAUAAAAUUAUUUGAAGCACUUCCAUCGGCACCUUCUUCCGCAUACGUUCCAAGGUUGCCGUUAUUAUAGUUAUUAUCUUGUAGUAAACUUCCGCCUUCCUUUUAUGACCUACAUCUUUGUCAGUAAAGGGAUGGGUGUGCUUAUAAUUGCAGCUGUUAAGAAAGAGUGAAAACGGAAAUUUGCUGGAAAUAUUUGGAGUUAUCAGUUUGUUUCAUAGCGUGAAGGACUCCAUGCCUACAAUAUCCCCCGCUAUCUUGUUUCCCUCAGCUGUGUACCAUGGCCUUUGCGAGAUGUGGAGUUGACGGUUGCUUUGACUUCAGUGACAAAGUUCAAGUUGGUUGUUGCUGUACAGCGAGCAGUGACAGCUCUGUAUUUGCGUGUGACGUGCUCUUUCUCUUGGUGCGACAUGCUUGUGUGGCAUGCAUUUCUAUUUUCUUGUUUGUUUCUCUACUAUAUGCAGCUGUGUAAAUAAGUUUUAAUGCUGUGUCAUCGUCAGGGUUUGUCAGUUGUGGACCCUGCAACUUCUACCCUUUUCCUGCUGGAAAAAGAAAAGCUUCUUCAAGAACCUUUGAAUAGACCACGGUGCUGUACUGCAUCUUGUCUCCCCACUUUACACGACUUUCCGCAACCCUCCGUAAACAUUGCUCCCGUAACUGUACUGAGUAACGUUCAAUGUAUGAACACACCGACUGGCGAGUACAGACACACAGAACUACCCACAUACACACUCGUGCAUCUCUGUCAGUGCGUUGAUGUUGAGAUCCAGUUGUGCAAUGCUGCGAGUGGUAACUUGCUAGGGUUGAAGCUUGGGCUUAGGUAGGCAAGUGGUCGGGGCUUGGGUUUGCGAGCAAAAACCCUUUGGCAUUAUGCUGUCCCUUUCAGAAACACUGAAGCAUUGCACGCCGGUCCCUCUCAUUCCUUUUCACAUCCCAUCCGAGCGAUGCUUAAUUCUCUGUACAAGAGCUCUCGUAACAUUAUGUUAUUUUGCUUCAGACCCUUUAUCAGUUGCGAAGGCUAGGACUUGAACGGUCAGUGACGCAGCAAUGGUGUCGAGCCUUGAGCUUUGAAACUUUUGGAGGCUUUGACAGCUGUCCCCGUACAAUGCACUGCAUCUUGCACUUUCCCUUUGUCUUCUCUAGGAACCAAAGAUAACGUUGAGGUGACUGUUACUUCAAGAACUAACUAGAUAUAGAUGUCCAAUGUUGGCAAGAUUUAUGCAAAAGGAUAGGAUUACUAAAGCAUUUUUUACCGUACUCUCACGUGGGGGUUUUAUCAACCAGAUAUGGCAGUAUUACGAGAGUGCUGUUCACAUAUUCAAAAUAUUCGUGUAUUGCUACAUUGCUAUGACUGUAUGUCAGAUUAAGGUGUUAGUACGCAAAACAUUUGAUACCAUGCCAUUGCCAAAGUGGCCAUGCCAGCUAAGCGACGUUUUUUUAUAUGCAUAUGCUUUGAGCUGUUUGAGAAGCCUGAAUGUUUCGGACUGUGCUCAAUUUUUUACACGCAUCAGUAAGCAGAAGUUUUGAGAUGGAUGGCUGCAUUGACAGCUGAACAUUUACAUACAGCACUUACCAAACAUAUGCUAUAUGGUUGUAAUUGCUAAGUGAACGGUUAGCCAUAUAUGCACCUUUUAAAAUCGUAUACCUUUUACACAGGUGUAGGAACAUUACAGGCGGCUUUGAUAUCAAAGUCUUGCUCUUUUCUUUUUCUUUUUCUACGAGUUUACUUUUGAUAUGUGCCUCGUGUAUAAUGGCACACUGUGUUUUUACUCAAUUAGAAUAAUAAUAGUGAAUGGAAGUACAGAGGGAAGGUAAUCGAGGCGUGUGAUAUUUCUUCAGAUUUUAAUUAGCGUGUGUAUAACUAAGGGGCCAAAAUGUGGAGCGUAUUAUGUUCGGUGCAUGCAGUUGACUGAAAUGUACCACUGAUUCAUCACAGACUCACUACAUAUCCAUCCCUCAAACUUGCUUUCUCUGGUAGUCUCAUAUAAAGGGUGAUGAAGUCAGUAGGUUCACAGAGAAAGUGUCUAUCAAAAAAAAAAAAGGCUAUUUGUUUCAAUGCGGCGCUUAAGGUCCCACGGUAAAGAAACAUCGUAAAUACUUGUCUAGCAUACGAGAAGAAAACGAUGAGUCAAAAUUGGGCAUCAGUUGUGCAUAGAAUAUGUGGAUGCGGUGAUGCUGCAGUUUGUGUGCAAGUUAAUGUAAGCACUGCAAAAUGAAGUCUUCAUCUAAGUGCCCCUCUUAAGCAGCAACAGACCAGACUUCCUUGAAUGUGUAGUCGCUUUGCGAACUUUUAUGCUGCGGGUGCAUCAUUUUCUGGUGGUACGCCUCAUUCCUUCUUUUGUGUAAUGCCGCGAGAUUUACUGAUGAAAGAUGGAAAAGUAAGCAACCUUCAUUUGCAUCUGCACAAUUGCGUGCACUGUGUGCUCUUUGGCUGAAACGUGCUACAUAACUCACCCAUACCCGCUCCAACUUGGGUGCCUCUUGUGGCACGAGGCUUCCUGUCAUGGUCAACCUGUCGUUCAUCAAAGUCUUAUCUUUUUCUCGACCAAAGCCAAAAAAAAAGGUCUCUUCAGCCAUGCAAAGUGCCAGCGUAUUUCUGGCUCAAUCUAACGUGAGGAUUAAUAUGAUUGAAAUCACUACCGACAAAUUACUGCCGUGUUAUAUAACUGUCACUGGUGGUGCUAUGCUGAGGACCGUAUGCUUGAGGGUCUUGUGCUGACGUAGGAAGGAAUGGAACUGGAGUCCUCUCGUCCUCUUUGACUGCCCUGCUAAAAGGUGGUGCUUCGUUCACCUCCAGUGAUUAGCCCUAGCUUUCUACACCUCUCGCGCAGACCAACAACACUUUGAGCCAUUUUACCGAAACUCUUUUUAGACGGCAAGACUGCCUUUUUUUUUCUUGUAAGAUUUACUUGAUUACCAAGCACUAGUCAGUAGAUGGAAAAAAGUUUAUGGCAGAAGUAAGCAAGCAACAAGAGGUCCUUUGAUGUUUAUAUUUAUGUGUGAAGCCCCCGAUUUGUUUCACGUGGACUUCUCUACCACUCUGCUGCGUACGUCGCGUUCAGUUUACCAUCCUUCCCGAAGCUGCCAUGUGUUGACACACCUUUAGGAACAGAGCGACACGUCUAAACUUUCAGCGAGCGAUACAAAAAAAAAAGCGUACAGAGAAGACACACUAGCUGCUCUCACCCUGCAAACAUUGUGUACGUGUACAGAGAGCACAGAGUAUAUCGUUUGCUGUGUGACAUAUGCUUUUCCUUAUCACCUCGGAGCUCUUUCUUGUCUGUUCCUCCACCACAUUUUUUCCAUACUCCCUCACGUAAGGGACUACAGAGGUUCCACAGUGCAUGAAAAAAAAAAAAAAACUGUGCGAGGCGAUGCUGGUACGAUGAUAUAUUUCAUGCUGUUUGUUUCAUUUAGCUGUCUCGACGAACACGACACCUUGCUCUUACAGUUUUUCUCAACUCUUUGAUCUCUUGUUUUUAUUUCUUCAUAUGCUUUCUUUUGCACUGCAAUCUGUGUGCUCAGCUUUGUAAACUCCAUAGAAAAAAAAAACACUACUUCUACCAGUAGAUGUAUACACAGUCUCCUCCCGUGUAUUUGUAUGCUUGUUAAUAAACGAGGAAAAGAAA